AUGUCGACCUCAUUAUUCUUGCUUACCGCUCUGGCGGCAGCAGCAGCCAUCUCAACCAAGACAGUCCAGAGCCUCACCGUUGCUCCUGGCUGUCCGGCGAGCUGUGGCGGCGUGAACAUCCCCUACCCUUUCGGCAUUGGCAGCGGCUGCUUCCGCAAGGGUUUCGAGAUCGAAUGCAUCAACAACGGCCCGGUGCUCGCCGGCACCACCCUUGGGGUGGUGUACCUUUCCGUGGAUCCUGCAGAGUCGCAGGUAAUGCUCCCCGUCGCGUGGCAGUGCUAUAACGCCUCCAGUCCAGGGGAAGCCGAGGACUACAGCUAUGGCGAGACAAAAAUGAACAAGGACGGCGUGUACCGCAUCUCCAACAGGCACAACAUGCUCGUCGUCCUCGGCUGUAACACCUUUGCAUUCACGGCGAGCGCGAGGGCCGACGGCGGCAGCGCGGCCUACAUCAAGGGGUGCAUGUCCUACUGCAACAACUCGGCGAGCGCCGAAGACGGGAUGUGCGCCGGCGCCGGGUGCUGCCAUGUCGACAUCCCGCCGGGGCUCACCGAGAGCUACUUCAAGUUCUGGGCGUACGACCACUCCGGCAUGAUGGACUACAGCCCCUGCGACUACGCAUUUAUCGUCGACAGGGCCAACUACACCUUCAGGCGCUCCGACCUGCUCAUGGACAGGAACCGGACCUCGCCGGUGCGGCUAGACUGGGCCAUCCGCGACAACGACGACACCGUGCCCGAAAGCGCCGUAUUGUCGUGCGCCGGCGCAGCCAGGAGCACCACCACGGAGUACGCCUGCGUCAGCGAUCACAGUGAGUGUGUUCACUCCCUCAAUGGGCCUGGCUACAGCUGCAGCUGCUCCGAUGGCUACGAGGGCAACCCCUACGUUGUCAACGGGUGCGCCAGUUGUUGGCCCAGCUCCAGACUCAAAAUCAGCUCCGGGAUGCUCACCGGAGCCAUGUGCCGUGGCGGUGGCCUCGUCUCACUCACUAUCGCUGCCGAGGUCGACAAAGACCCUGCCUUGCUCCUCCGCGACGCACCGCCACUCCUCUGCCUUGUCUGCGUCGCGCUGGCUCGAGCGCGAGAUGAGGCCGAUGACGGUGUCGAGGUUUCCCUCCUUGACGAAGUCGUCGGCCGCGAGCCCUGCAUUCACGCCGAGCUGCGGGAGGAGGCGUGGCGGCGGCGGUAG
This is a messenger RNA of Lolium rigidum, 1188 nucleotides long. Its product is annotated as wall-associated receptor kinase 4-like. Gene Ontology annotation, molecular function: polysaccharide binding. The transcript has 2 exons. Lineage: Eukaryota; Viridiplantae; Streptophyta; Magnoliopsida; Poales; Poaceae. The record is from RefSeq and is a predicted model, not a curated record. The coding region runs from base 1 to 1188 and encodes 395 amino acids.